AUGGCUUCUUCAUUUGCUUUCGAAAGUGGACAGUCAAGGACAAAUGCUCCAAGACUAUGUUAUUGUGGAGAGAGAUCCCAUGUGAAGACUUCAAUGACAUCUGGAAAUAUGGGUAGAAGGUUUUAUGGUUGUGCAAGAUAUGGGGUUGAUCCACCCAUGUGCCAACGUGGGAGGGAGGUGUUGCCAAAGAUGGUUGCAAAGAUGAACAAAUUGGAGAAGGAACUAGCAAGAAGUCGUAGAAGGGAGAAAAUGUUUUGCAAAGCUCUGUUUGGGACAUGGAUUUUUUUCUUUAUCAUGACAAUGUUCUAG
This is a messenger RNA of Camellia sinensis, 309 nucleotides long. The record is from RefSeq and is a predicted model, not a curated record. NCBI's taxonomy places the organism in Eukaryota, Viridiplantae, Streptophyta, Magnoliopsida, Ericales, Theaceae.